GGUCUCAGAGAUCAAACGCAGGGCUGGGGGAGACAUUUGCAGCCAUCCAGGUACAAUCGGUACAAUCCCAUAGCUUCUAGGGAGAACAGUUGAGCACACAUGUUCAGAUUGUUCUAGCAGGGUCAGGAGUCAGGACUUGGGAGUGAGGAGGUACUGUAGUCCGUGCCCGUACCGCUAUGUGAGAACCGAGACCCAUCCCAAAGUGUGGGAUAGAGUGCAUGCAUUCAUACGGACAGGCACAGGGAAACUCGUUUCAUCAGCCCAGACGAGGGAACAACUCGGCUUUCCUCUCGAUCCACAUACGUGUAUGUACAGUGGCACGGGAUUGGAGAACUUGUGACUUGUUCAAUUGGACCUAGAAUUGGAUAAUUUGGCAUCUGUUCGAAGCCUCUGAAGCCACUGAGACAAGUGCAACAAAGGCGGUCAAGUUGUAGAAGGAAGGAGGGCAGAAAGAAAGAAGAAGGAACACCUUCGCUAUGGGCGACAACGUGGACGACAAGAAGGCCGAAACGGCUCAAGAACAGGGUCAAGACGAGUCAGUCAAAAACGAGUCUCAAGAGAGGGAGGAGAUGUCUCCUAAUAACGACACCGACAACGUGGCCAUGAUGGAGGAAGAUCCUACCCGAGCCAAAUUCAUCAACUCGGGAGAUUCCAAGGUGGAGAUUGGCAAUGAUGGCAAAGGAGCGGGGGCAGGGUCCAAUCUGUAUCCAGCCAUGACCAAGGCUGAGUUGAUGAAGUACGCCAAUGAUCCCUUCUGGGUCAAGUUGAGAUGGGGUCUCUUUAUCCUAUUCUGGUUGGUUUGGCUGGGCAUGUUGGUGGUGUCCAUCUACAUCAUCGUGGUGGCUCCCAAGUGUUACCGACCCGCUCCCAAAGAAUGGUGGCAAAAGGAACCCGUUUAUGAAGUGUAUGCCAAGUCAUUCAAGGACUCGGAUGACGAUGGCAAAGGCGACCUUAAUGGAAUCACUUCUAAGGUGGAUUAUCUGGCCGCUUUGGGCGUGGGCUCGGUUUGGAUCUCGCCUGUCUACUCGUCGCCCAUGAAAGACCAUGGCUACGAUGUUUCCAACUAUGUGGACAUUGACCCGACAUUCGGAGACCUCCAAGAUUUCAAGGAUCUUCUGGCCAAGUUGGAAGAACAUGGGUUGAAGCUGAUCAUGGACUUUGUGCCAAAUCAUUCCUCCGACCAACACGAUUGGUUCAAGAAGUCCGUUGACCGUGAAGAUCCGUACACGGACUACUACGUAUGGAAAGACGGCUCUCCCGGCAACCCUCCAACCAAUUGGAAAUCCGUGUUCAAUGGCUCCAUGUGGGAGUACCACCCCAAAAGAGGGCAGUACUAUCUCCAUCAGUUCUACAAGGAACAACCGGAUUUGAACUUGCGGAACCCCAAAGUAGUCGAGGAAAUGAAGAACGUGAUGAGAUUCUGGUUGGACUUGGGCGUCGACGGAUUCCGUAUUGACGCGGUUCCGCAUUUCUUUGAAGAUGAGGGCUAUAUGAACGAAAAGGAACUUAUUGCCCAGAGUGACACCUACAAGUCCGUGGAGAGGACAUAUACUUACAACCUACCCGAAUGUUUGGACCUUCUGCGAGAGUUCCGCCAAGUCUUGGACGCCAAGACGGCUGAAGAUGAAACCAAACCCAGGAUUAUGAUGACCGAGGCCUAUUUGGAUAUCCCUGAUCUGGUCAAGUACUACGGACAAGUCGUGAACGACAGCUUUGGAGACAUCUCUCACCUACCCUUGAAUCUGAACUUCUUGGAAGCCUUCAAAACCGAGGAGGAUCUGACACCAAUCAAGUUGAAGGAAACCAUCGACAAUUAUUUGGGUGCUUUGCCCGACAAGGCCAAGACUUGGCCCAAUUUCAACCUGGCCAACCACGACCAGAGUCGGCCCGCCUCCCGAUUCGGACAGCAACUGGCCGGGGCCAUGCAAAUGGUCAUGAUGAUGUUGCCUGGCACGCCCAUUACCUACUAUGGCGAGGAAAUCGGCAUGACCGACACCGAGAUGGCCAAUCCAGAGGACUAUCGCGAUCCCGCUAGAACGCCCAUGCAAUGGGACGACUCAGCCCAAGCCGGGUUCACGUCGGGCACGCCUUGGCUGCCGAUCAAUUCCAACUACGCGGAAGUCAACGUAGCUGCUCAGGACAAGACCGAGGUGAACAGCUUCCUAAACGUUUACAAGAAACUGGCCGAGUUGAGAACUCAGCCGUCGGUCUUGUUUGGCAGCACUCACAUGGUAGUACGGGAUGAGGUGUUCUUCCUGUCGCGUAUCCGCAAAGGAAAUCCCGGAUACUUGACCAUUGUUAACUUUGGGGACAGUCCUGUGUCCACCAAUGUAACCAUGAGCGACGCCUUGCCCAAUCUAGGGAACAAGGGCAUCGUGGAGGUCCGGACUACCGCCAAAACCGAGGCCAAGGCCACGUCUGGCGAAGCGGUCAAGUUUGAAGAUAUCAAGUUGAAACCCAAGGAGGCUAUCGUCGUUAACUUUGUGCCCAAUUUCUAGUUUUGGGGAUCAAUGGUCCACCUCGAGCGUAAUAAAUUGCAUUGCAUUGA
Molecule: messenger RNA, 2548 nt
Organism: Tigriopus californicus
Lineage: Eukaryota; Metazoa; Arthropoda; Copepoda; Harpacticoida; Harpacticidae
Product: maltase 1-like
Exons: 6
Coding region: 477-2498 (673 amino acids)
Biological process (GO): carbohydrate metabolic process
Source: RefSeq, a predicted model, not a curated record